UGGUGCCAGGGAGAUGACUGCAACAUCAAUACAAAGCAGCUGCAGACCAAUAAGCACUGUAUCCAGGAUUCAGUUUCCUCCCGCACACCCUCCCCUCCUUCCUACUCAAUGGAAAAUCUUGAAUGAACUCAGGAGGGGGCCGAGCUUCUGUACCAAGGCAGAGCUGCAGAAUGAGUGAGACUUCAGGCGGUCUGUUGCUAUAGUGACUCCAAGGAGCAACCCAGUCUGCAGCUGUGUAGUAGUAACACAGCUUCACUUCUCAGAUACAGGCUCUGCUGAUGGGGAUAACACAAGGGAAGGAGGAGGACCAGCUCAGCAAGGCGCAAUUGUCCAGCCAGAGCCCAAGAUAACAUCCUUAGCGACUUGGAAAAACAUAAACCCGGAGGCAAAACCAAAUGGAUUUUGGAAGGUGAUAAGGAAAGUGAUUGUUUUUUCCCUCCAAGAAUAUGAACCUAGUGGGAGAUGCUGCAUGAAACAGAAAAGUAAUGAAUAUCCCGGCAACAUCUCAACAACAGUUCCCCUGCAGUAGUGUAAGGGUGGGAGAGCUCGUUUCCAAGCUGGAGACUCAGAGGAUCUGUACAUGAGUUCUGCUUUGUGUUUACCUGCACUAACAUUCCUACUGCUCAUCUAAAGACAUAAUGACAGGCCAGCUAACUGAAGAUAAUUCUGAGUCUCCCAAUCUGAACUCUGAAGAGCUUGAAUGUAAGAUCUGCUACAACCGUUACAAUCUGAGGCAGAGGAAACCAAAGGUACUUGGCUGUUGUCACAGAGUAUGUGCCAAAUGCCUUUACAAACUGGUGGACUGUGGAGAAUCCGCACAAUGUGUUAUUGUGUGCCCUUUCUGCAGAUUUGAGACCCGUUUGCCUGAGGAUGUAGUCAGCAGCCUUCCAGAUGACAAUAAUAUAUUACUGAACUUGGCAUGUGGUGGAAGAGGGAAAUGUGUUGGGGACAACCCAACAGAGCUGCUUCUGACCCCAAAACGUCUGUCAACUCUUGUCACCCCAUCCCACACCUCUACCAAUUGCCUUGUCAUUACCAUCAUGGAGGUCCAGAGGGAAAGCUCACCUGCUUUGAAUACUACUCCUGUGGUAGAAUUUUACCGGCCUUCCAAUUAUGACCCAGUUUCAAUACCUCAAAACUGGACAGUGUGGAACUGCACUUCCCUGAUCUGCCAAACCUCAGUGCGUGUGUUUGUUUGGUUGUUAGGGUUACUUUACUUCAGCUCCCUACCCUUAGGGAUCUAUUUGCUGGUGUCAAAAAAAGUCACCCUUGGGGUUGUCUUUGUCAGCCUUGUUCCAUCUAGCCUUGUUAUACUCAUGGUAUAUGGCUUUUGUCAGUGUGUGUGUCAUGAAUUUUUAGACUGUAUGUCAACGUCUUAGUCUUUUAAUUGUAUCUCCAUCAAAUGUCUAUCCUAGAAAACAUUUUGUAUCUUUAAUAGCCCAAAUAUUUUACCUGUAUUUUUAACUGAAUUAGAUCUGUGCUUAAUAUGUAUCUUUGCUGUGUUCUCUAUGACUCCAGUCUGUUGCCUUAAAUAUAUAAAUAGAAAAAUUCUAAAAAAAAAAAAAAAAAAAAAAAAAAAAACAAUCUUCACCACCCCUGUUUUAGUCAUAUGGGGGAUCUGUUACUGAUUCUGAAAUAUUAAAAAUAUGACAUUUAUUACCUGGUGUAAUUUCAUUUAUCUGUUACAAUUCAGGCUUUGGGCAGUGGCAAGUGAGCUGUACUUAUAACAACAUGUAUGUAAUAACAAGCUAUUGUUGCUUUUGAUUGGCUGUGAUGUUCAGCAUAAAUAGCCAUCCGUGUAACCAUUAGAAUUCUUUGUAUGCUACAGCCCUGCAGCCCAAUUUAAAAGAUAUCAUCAGAUAAUGCAAUGCUAGCAAAGAAAAUGUGAUUGUAUGCAGGUACUGUACUUUAAAGCACUGUGUUAUAUAAUGAAAAACUGUUUUAUGUC
Molecule: messenger RNA, 1948 nt
Organism: Xenopus laevis (African clawed frog)
Lineage: Eukaryota; Metazoa; Chordata; Amphibia; Anura; Pipidae
Gene: rnf182.L
Product: ring finger protein 182 L homeolog
Exons: 3
Coding region: 639-1379 (246 amino acids)
Biological process (GO): protein ubiquitination
Cellular component (GO): cytoplasm; membrane
Molecular function (GO): ubiquitin protein ligase activity; ubiquitin-protein transferase activity
Source: RefSeq, a predicted model, not a curated record